Messenger RNA from Hyposmocoma kahamanoa, 4734 nucleotides. RefSeq names its product protein suppressor 2 of zeste-like. The transcript is spliced from 9 exons. The record is from RefSeq and is a predicted model, not a curated record. Lineage: Eukaryota; Metazoa; Arthropoda; Insecta; Lepidoptera; Cosmopterigidae. Gene Ontology annotation, cellular component: PRC1 complex. Gene Ontology annotation, biological process: negative regulation of transcription by RNA polymerase II. Gene Ontology annotation, molecular function: ATP hydrolysis activity; promoter-specific chromatin binding; metal ion binding. Bases 246 to 4613 code for a protein of 1455 amino acids.
ACAUAAUAAAUUGAUAAUAUGUCGCCCGUCAUCUUUUGUUGCGGAGUUACUUCGUAAUUUUAUUGAUUGUUUCGGGUUUAUCGCACAGAAAUUUUUAUUGUCUACUGAGUUAUUUAGUAUUGUUUCAAUGUGAUUCUUCAAAUCGCAAAUAGUGCGGAUAUAAUGCGUUUUUAUCAAGUUGCAGUGUUGCUAACAGACUUCGUUAGACAUUUUGUUUAAGUUCUUACGGACAUGCUUCUGUAAAAAUGGUUACGUCUAAUAAAUUGCCCGAUAAAAAAGUCGUCAAGAUGGCUGAGCAAAACAACAGUGUUGUGGUGCCCCAAAGAACUUUGUUAGGAGAUAUAAAUGUUCAUAUUACAUGUCCUAUAUGCCGUGGUUACUACAUCGACGCCACGACCAUAGUCGAGUGUUUACAUUCGUUCUGCCGAAGCUGCAUCAUAAAGUAUUUGCAGGUCAAUAGAAACAAUAGUUAUUGUCCAGUAUGCGAAAUGAUGAUUAACUCUUCUAAACCCAAUAUUAAGUUAGAUAAAGCUCUUCAAGAUAUUGUGUACAAACUCGUGCCAGGUCUUUUCCAGAAGGAAAUGGAAAGACGCCAAAAAUUUUAUGCUUCUCGACCUGGUCCAGCUGCAACAGCAACACCUGAACAGAGAGGUGAAGAUACUGAAAGGAUCAUCUUUAGUCCAGAAGAUGUUAUAUCAUUUUCUUUAGAAUAUGCUGAUGCUACUACUGAUAAUGACAGUAUUUCCAGCAAAUCCUCAGACAGCAAUGAGUCUCAGCUUUCAUCAAAUAUAGCAAGGAGAUACUUACAAUGUCCAGCAGUCGUAAACAUUAGCCAUUUGAAGAAAUUUAUUUGUAUGAAGUAUGAUAUUGACAGUACUCAAUUUGCUAUUGAUAUACUCUACAAGAGAGUACCAUUACCUGAUUAUUACACAUUAAUGGAUAUAGCUUAUAUUUACAACUGGAAAAGAAAUGAACCCAUGAGAUUUUUCUACCAAAUAAUUGAUUAUGUGGCUAUUCGUAAUAGAUUAUUUGAUAUCAAUAGAAAAGGUUCACAUUUCCAAAACCGAAAGCCAAAUCCUCCUUUUGACGAUGUAAGUAGUACUGCUCCAAAUUUGAAUGACCAGGGCUCGGAGGCCUCAUCAGGAACUGACAGUCCUAUGCCUGAUGAAAGUUCUAAGCAAGUUGAUAAAAAUAUUGAGAAAUCUGAUAAGGUAACUAAGUCUACCAAUGAACAAGAUGUGAUAGUAAAUAGUAAUACUGUUUCUUCACCAUCCAACAAGAAAAAUGAGGAAGAUGUUGAAAAAUCACAAUUCUUGAACUCGUUUGAACUUACAGCUAAGAACACUACUCCAACAAAAUCUUCACCAUCUAAGACAGAACCUAUUUCUAAUGUGACUGAAGUUACUGCUAAAAUUCCAAGUUCUACAAAGACUGAUGACAUCUUGAAGAGAAAACAUGAGAAAUCACCUAACUUGCCAGAAAUAAAGAAAAUCAAAAUUGAAUUGGAAAAGACAAAGAUGCCUGAAUUAGCAAGUAACUCUACUAUAUCAACUAAUACUAGUCCAUCUUCUAAGUCUACCAUAAUAAAUAACAAGAAUACAGAAAGCAUAGCAGAAACUGCCAAAAGUACAGAAUUAACAACCCCACAAUCACAUAAUUCACAUUCAACUGGAAAAACAAAAGAAUAUAGCAGUAUCAAACAUUCCACAGUGCCACCUUCAACAAAUAAAGUAUUAGCACCAGUUUUAACGCCAAUGAAAGAUAUUAAACCACAUGUAGCAUCUCCUGGAAAGCAGAUUCCACUACCAGACAGCCCAGGAAUGAAAAGGCCUGUUACUGUCCCUCAUACCACAUCACCAAAACGUAGACCCAUUGAGACAACCACAUCAACUACACCUACUCAGUCUCCUGUGACCCAGAAAUCCGUCACUCCAUUAAAAUUACAAAUGCCAAAAUUGCAAGAGGCACAAUCAACAUCACCGUCUACAUCUAAUGUAAGCUCUAAAGUUACAGAAGUUUCAAAACCCACAGUUAAGAAAAUUCCUGAUUUAAAGCCUAGUAUUCUAACAUCUUUGCCAUCUCAAAACAAAAGUCAGCCUGUAAAUAAAGUUAGAAUGGAUCUAUUGGCUAACAAUUGUGAUCCAACUAUGGAUAGGAGCAAAAUUUUGUCUCACGUAAAGGUUCAUAACACUGGUCAACCAUCAUCAUCAGGAGAUCCUUUGAAAUCUUUAUUUGAUUCUUGUAAAAUAAAUAUUCCGUCAUCACUCUCUAUCACAUUGACAGAUCAGAAGUUAGAUCCACGUAAUCCAGUGGAAUCAACUAGUACAGAUUUAAAAAAUAAUGUUGUAAAUAAGAACCUUGCUGGUGCCAAUAAUGGUAGCACACAUAAAGUACCAAGCCCCCCUGUGCACAAUUAUAUAGAGAUUUUAAAAUUGCCGGACAAUGACCCUAAAAAACAAACUAAACUAGAGAAUGUGGGUGAUACACGGGCUGCUGCUCCGAACAGAGCUGAUGGACUUCCAAAUCAACCGAAGCUGCCACCCAAAACAUUUGAAUCGUCUGCCAAAGGACCAAUACCAAAUUUGAAACCCAUAGCAGAUACAAAACUGGGUAAAUCGUCUGGAAACUAUGCAUCGCCUAUUACAUUUCAACAAACUUUUGAAAAGCAAUUGCAAUCUUUACAGUCUGAUAAAAAACCCAAAUUACCAACAGCAAAGGGUCAAGUGCCAAAACUGAUGCCAGCCACACCUAAAGCAUUUGGUGCUGUAAGCAAGCUUGGUAGCUCUACUAGUAAACCUGGUCCAAGUGCUCCUGCCUCAAAUCCUGAGAGUAAACCUAGUACAGCCCUUGACUUGUCUUCUCCACAACCUAAAUUACCAAAAUCAAAAGGACAAGUACCAAAGCUAGUACCGGCUACUCCAAAAUCAUUUAAUACUGUUAACAAACCUGGUAGUUCUAUUAGUAAGCCCAAUCAAAACACUCAUAUGCCAAAUCCUGAAAAUAAACCUAGCACUGCCCUUGAUUUGACAACACCACAUAAUAUUCCAAGUCAAUUAAGCCCGCAUUUAACAAAGGCUCUUGAAACAAUGCAGUCAAUCGCUAAUUUGGCGAAAACCUUUAGGAUUCCAGGCCCCACAGGUUGGCCCCACUAUUUUAUGGCUGCAGUUCAGACGACGAUUCCUUUUAAAUCCCGCAAAAAUGCUUAUGCUAGGAACGCGAAAGGUAAAGUUAACGUAGAAAAUGUAAAUAUUUUAAAUACCAGAGAACUGAGGAAAACGAAUAAAUUGAAAAGACACAUUGAAGAUCGUGACUGUAAUGAUGAAAGUGAUUUUCAUAACGAUUCAUGUUCUCCACCAAAAACAACAAAGGAUCUUUUAACUGAAGAGAAGGAAAACGAUUCGAAAGGGAGAUUAAAGAAAGAAUCUGUAAAGAAUAGUACACCAAAUGCUCAAACACCAAAGCCUUUAACAAGUCGGGAGACAGAGAUUGAGUGGUUAGACAAUUUUUUAACCGAGCACAUGGAGUCAGAAGAAUCUGCAUCUCUGUACAUUUCUGGACAACCAGGGACAGGGAAAACGGCUAGUUUGGGCUAUAUACUGCAAUUACAUAAGUUCCAAGAAGGCUACAAACAAGUGUACGUGAACUGUACUAUGAUGAAGUCCGCCACGAGCAUUUACAACAGGAUCUGCAAGGAACUGCAGCUGCAGACAGCAGGCACCACCGAGAAGGCUUGUCUUGCUGCCAUUGAGAAGUACUUGAACAAGAAACAUAAAAUGAUUUUAUUGGUCCUCGACGAAAUAGAUCAACUGGAUAGCAAAAAGCAAUCAGUUUUAUACACAAUAUUCGAAUGGCCUGCCUUAGCAAAUUCGCACAUUGUACUAAUUGGUAUAGCAAACGCUCUAGAUCUGACAGAACGUACGUUGCCAAGGUUACAAGCGCGUUGUUCCCUGCGCCCGCGCACUUUGCACUUCGCGCCAUAUACAAAGGAACAGAUUAUAAAUAUAUUUACAACUGUAUUGGCUAGUGAAGACAAGACGAAGCUGUUUUCGCCUAUCGCUUUGCAGAUGCUUGCAGCAAAAAUUGCUGCAGUAUCUGGGGAUAUGAGACGAGCAUUAGACAUAGGACGGCGAGUCAUAGAGCUCGCAAAACGCAGCAAAUUCUCAGAAAACAAAUCUGUGGAUUCAAUGCUAAUGGACUCUACAGUGACUGUUGAAAUCAAACAAGUUUUAGAAGUACUCAAUGACGUUUAUGGAGGAUCCAGGAAAAUGGAAAGCGACGUGGAUGAAGGAUUUCCGAUGCAACAAAAGUUGAUAUUAUGCAGUUUAAUGUUAAUGCUUACUAAAGGAAAAAGCAAGGACAUUGUUAUGGGGAAACUUCAUGACGUAUAUAAGAGAGUGGCGGCAGCUCGCAAUAUAGCGCCCCUAGACCUAAGCGAGAUGGCCGGAGCGUGUUCUCUUUUGGAAGCCCGCGGGGCUCUACGCGUCGGAGGAACGGGCGCCGCUCGCACCCGCCGCUUACGCCUGCAAUGGGACGAGUCGGACUUGACCGCUGCACUCAGAGACAAACCCUUACUCUCGUCUAUACUUGGCGACGUUAGCUGUCUUUCUGCGUGACACUGAAGAAGACUAUUGCCAACAGUAGACGCCAAAGCAGUACUUUAAGCCAAUUUUCAUUUUCUGUGUUCAUCAUGAUGAACACAAAACUGUUUUAUACAGUGUUAUUUUUUUAAAUGAG